AUUCACCGAUUGAUAAGAUAAUCUAUUAAUUCCUCUUUACCCCCUGACUAAACGUUGGCUCUCGGUAACACUUGAUCCUGAUCCAUGUAAAGUCGGAUAUCAGUACUGUAUACACGGCCCGUUUUACCUAUCUUCCACUUGGCCCAGGCCUAGGAAGGGAAAUAGUUUCAAAAUUUCCUUUCUCUUCAGUUCAUGUAGCGUUGAGCUUGAGGGCAUCCCUAGCCUAGGCGAGCCGACCGACUACGGGCCUCCCACUUUACCUAAUUACCUACACCUAAGCAUUCGACUUCAAGCACUUCUGAAUUCGUUUCUAUUUUACUAUUGCCUUCACUCAUAUUACCCGCGAGGCGGGACGUCUUCAUCAUGUCGUCACUAUUUAAAGGCCUCGUUUCAAUCUUAUCCUCGGCUUCUAUCCUUCUAAGCCUCUCGAGUGCUGCUACCGUUACCUAUGACUUCAAGAUAGGCUGGGUCACAUCAAAUCCCGAUGGGGCGUUUGACAAACCGACCAUUGGAAUUAACGGCCAAUGGCCUAUUCCUCCUAUUGUCGCUAAUGUUGGCGAUAAUGUUGUAAUCAAUGUCUCAAAUCAGCUCGGAAACCAGUCGACUUCGCUCCAUUUCCAUGGCUUAUUCAUGAAUGGCACAACUCAUAUGGACGGUCCAUCUCAGGUCUCACAAUGCCCUAUUGCGCCCGGCUCAAGUUUCACCUACAACUUCACCAUUAAUCAACCUGGCACAUAUUGGUACCAUUCUCAUACAAAUGGGCAAUAUCCUGAUGGGCUCAGAGGCCCUCUCAUUGUACAUGACCCGAAAUCUCCUUUCCUUGAUACGUAUUACAAGCAAGAAAACGAGAGGGUUUUGACCGUCUCGGACUGGUAUCAUGACCAAAUGGCAGACCUACUCCCGGGAUUCAUCAACAAGGGCAAUCCUACAGGAGCUGAGCCCGUUCCACAGGCCGCCCUAUUCAAUGACACGCAAAACUUAAAGGUCGCGGUCCAACCUGGGACAACUUAUCUCUUCCGUGUCAUAAACGUUGGGGCCUUUGCAGGUCAGUACCUCUGGUUUGAGGGUCACAACAUGACUAUCAUAGAGGUUGAUGGUGUUUACCAUCAACCGGCUGAAGCCGAUAUGAUCUACCUGUCCGCUGCUCAACGCUGUAGCUUUCUGGUAACCACAAAGAACGACACAACAGCCAACUAUGCAUUUGUGGCAAGCAUGGAUACUACAUUAUUCGAUACUCUGCCAGAUGACUUGAAUUACAAUGUCACAGGGUGGCUCGUCUAUGACGACGCAAAACCUUUACCCGAGCCCGCACUGGUCGACCAGUUAAACAAUUUCGACGACAUGACCCUGGUCCCGUACGACAACCAAACUCUGCUCGUCAAACCCGACAAGGAGGUCCAACUUGAUGUAAUCAUGGAUAACCUAGGGGAUGGUGCGAACUACGCCUUCUUCAACAAUAUCACAUACAAGUCUCCCAAAGUACCUACUCUCUACACAGCUCUAUCUGCCGGAGAACUAGCCACGAACCCCGCCGUCUACGGCACUUAUACGCACCCGUUCGUCCUCGAGAAGGGCGAGAUAGUGCAGAUCGUAGUCAACAACCUUGAUACCGGGCGUCACCCUUUCCAUCUCCACGGACACCACUUCCAAGCUGUCUACCGAUCCGAAGAAGACGCCGGGACCUUUGAGGAUUCCGGCGUCACGGAAGCCGACUUCCCCGCCACUCCCAUGCGCCGCGAUACCUUGGUGCUAUACCCCACCGGCUACAUCGUGCUGAGAUUCCGGGCUGAUAAUCCAGGUGUCUGGCUUUUCCACUGCCACAUCGAGUGGCACGUCGCAUCCGGCCUCAUCGCAACCUUCGUCGAAGCACCCCUCGAUCUACAAAAGACCAUCGCCCUUCCCAAAGACCACCUCGACGCCUGCGCCGCCGCUAGCAUCCCCACCUCCGGCAACGCGGCAGCUAACACGGCGGACUUCCUCGACUUGGACGGGGAGCCUCGGCCCCCCAACCCGCUGCCAGAAGGAUUCACCACCCGCGGCAAGGUAGCCCUCGCGUUCAGCUGUCUAAGCGGCAUUCUCGGCGUCCUCGUAGUCGUGCUCUACGGCCUCGCGCCCGACGCCGCGGCCCCGGAAUGGGUUACUGCUGCUGCCGCUGCUGCUGACCACCAGCAGGGAGUCGUCUUGGCGGCGUGGGCGUCGGAAGGUACGGGGGCGGAGCUGGAGCCGGAGCCGGAAGUCGUUACUGUUACGGCGGGUUCUGGGGGCGGGAGUAGCAAGGCGUUGUGAGAUGGGUUUAGGAAGAUACGAAUGAGAGUAGCCGAGGGAGAUAAU
Messenger RNA from Daldinia caldariorum, 2331 nucleotides. RefSeq names its product putative ferroxidase. Gene Ontology annotation, cellular component: high-affinity iron permease complex. The record is from RefSeq and is a predicted model, not a curated record. Gene Ontology annotation, molecular function: copper ion binding; ferroxidase activity. Gene Ontology annotation, biological process: reductive iron assimilation; cellular response to iron ion starvation. NCBI's taxonomy places the organism in Eukaryota, Fungi, Ascomycota, Sordariomycetes, Xylariales, Hypoxylaceae. Bases 364 to 2286 code for a protein of 640 amino acids. The transcript is spliced from 7 exons.